Caenorhabditis bovis is the source of this 1536-nucleotide messenger RNA. The record is from the annotation of a GenBank genome assembly. Lineage: Eukaryota; Metazoa; Nematoda; Chromadorea; Rhabditida; Rhabditidae.
AUGGUCCGAAUCGGUGAUCGAGUUCGCGUCGAUGACCAUCUCGCUGUGGUACGGUAUAUUGGAAACGUUGAUGGGUAUGGUGAUCAGAUUUGGUUGGGAUUGGAAUGGAAGGAUCCGAAGAGAGGAAGGCACGAUGGAUGUGUGAAAGGGCGACGAUAUUUUCAGACGAGACAUCCGACGGGCGGCUCGUUGACGAAAAUCGAGAACGUCCAAUUGCCUUGUGAUUUGCUUGCCGAGAUCAAAUCGCGAUAUAUUGAGAGCGAUGAUGGUGUUCAGGAUCAGAUCGAUCUCGCGCAAACCACCAAAAAAAUCGAGCUUGUCGGCAUGCGAAAAACGGCGACGCAACAGGCGAACAUCGAGAAGCUCGUGAAUAUCGUGCUCGACAAUCGAAGUGUCGGCGAAGCGCCGCCGAACGACGCGCCGAUGUUUCGGCAAUGCAAAGAAUUGAACCUCUACGCCAAUUUGGUGUACAAAUGGCACACCGUCAAACAUAUGCUGAAAUUUUUUCCCAAAAUUCAAGAAUUGAAUUUAAGAAGGAACUGGAUGAUUGACAUCGAUGAGGAUCGCGAGCUUGUCAUGGAAGAGCAGACGUUUGGCGUUGCGCCAUUUUCGGAGACGUGCACCAAAUUGAUACUCAGCGAAUGCGAUAUGAAGGCGUCGUCAAACAUCGACGCGGUGUUGCGGCGAUUUCCCGCGUGCGUCGAACUCGUCGCGUUCGGAAACGAGCUCGCCGAAUUUGGUCUCGAUGCCGCGCAGGCCGCCCGACUCACGUGCCUCGAUUUGCAGGGCAACCCGUUGCGCAGUUUGUCGGCGAUUAAAGGCAUUUACGCGAACGUGCGUUGUCUGAAUGUGGCGAAAUGCGAAAUACGGCGAAUCGGCGAUUUUUCGGAGGCGUUUCCGAAUUUGGAGUUUUUGAAUUUGCGUGAGAAUUUGAUCGCAGAGUGGAACAGCGUCAAUUCACUACAGAAAUUGAAUAAAUUGAAAAAUUUGCUCAUCGAUCAUCGAAAUUUCAAAUUGGCGCCGGGUAUUAACGCAUUCGAGGUUUUUAUAGCGAAAUUGCCGAAUUUGAUGGAUUUCAAUCGGUUCGAUGUGUCGGAAGUUGAGCGACGAUCGGCCGAAAUUCGAUUUUUGAACAAUUAUUUUGGAAUUAAAGACGAGGAGUUGAGGAAUGAGCAUUUGCAUGAUAUUCAAAGGCUUGUCAAAAUUUACGGCGAGCCGACGGUUGACGCGACCACCAAAGGAUUGAAAGUUGUGAAAUUGCGAAUUGAGUACGGAAAUCGUGUUGAGACCCGAAAUUUGCCGCUGGCAAUGAAUGUGCAAAAAGUGAAGGAUAUGGCCAAAAAAAAACAACAAAUUUUGCGAUUUCAGCUGUCUCGACUAUUCAAAAUUGGCAAUUCGCAAGACAUCGCGAUUUAUUUGGUGAUGUGCGAGAAUCAUAAGCAGCAUCGAAUCGAGCUCGACAACCCGUUGCGAGAGCUCGGCCACUAUUCGCCGAGCGAGGAGCGCGACAUUCUCGUCAUCGAGCAUAAAUCGUGA